This is a messenger RNA of Apiotrichum porosum, 1662 nucleotides long. RefSeq lists its product as uncharacterized. Gene Ontology annotation, biological process: lipid metabolic process. Gene Ontology annotation, molecular function: oxidoreductase activity, acting on paired donors, with oxidation of a pair of donors resulting in the reduction of molecular oxygen to two molecules of water. The transcript is spliced from 2 exons. NCBI's taxonomy places the organism in Eukaryota, Fungi, Basidiomycota, Tremellomycetes, Trichosporonales, Trichosporonaceae. Bases 1 to 1662 code for a protein of 553 amino acids. Gene Ontology annotation, cellular component: membrane. The record is from RefSeq and is a predicted model, not a curated record.
AUGAUCGCGACAAGGACCACCCCGGCAGAGCCACUGUCGGCCAAAAUCCUCACCCUCAACGCCGGUGAGGACGCUGCCGCUGCCCAGGCAGCCUCGGCUGCAGCCAAGCGUGCACCCCGCCAGCUCCCACCACUCACUCGCGCGGAAAUCGCGACCCGUAUCGCUUCCGGCCAGGCGCUCGUCCUCAAGGGCCCCCUCGUCCUCAACGUCACGGCAUGGUCGGCCCGCCACCCGGGAGGAGCACUUGCGCUGCUCCACUUUGUCGGCCGGGACGCUGAAGAUGAAAUGGCCGCGUACCAUUCCGACGCGACGCUAGAGUACAUGCGCAAAUACGCUGUCGGCGUCGCGAGCGACUUUGACGACGAGGUCGGCUGGAAACCGCUCACCCCGCCCAUUGCGCUGGGCCUUGUGAGGCAUUCGGACGGGAUCAAGGGCCACUGGGCGCGCGAGGGACGUGUGGUUGCAGCCGAGGGCCUGGUGCCCGAGAGCGAGAGCGCACUCGAUGACGUGGUUACCCUCACUGCCGAGCAGCUCGAGCCUGUCAUUGUCCCAGCAGGACUGGACAGGCGCGUGGAGCGUACCAGGUCCAAGGCAUACCACGACCUCAAGAAACAGGUCGUCGACGCUGGACUGUUUGUGCCCCCUGGCCCGCUUUCCGGCUACGGCAAGGACAUUGUCCGCUACCUCUUGCUUGGAGGUGGCUCCCUGGCGCUCUUCUUUGGCACGACGGGUUGGGCCGGACAGAUGGCGUCGGCUGCGCUUCUGGGCUUCAUGUGGCAGCAGCUUACCUUCGUCGUCCACGACGCAUGCCACUGUGGCGUGACUGGUAACUGGUGGUGGGACCGUAUGCUGGCCAUGACGGUCGCCGACUGGAUUGGCGGCCUGUCCGCUGGCUGGUGGUGCGACAACCACGACAUUCACCACCUGGUGACCAACCACCCAGAGCACGACCCGGAUAUCCAGCAUAUCCCCUUCUUUGCCAUCUCGGUCCAGUUCUUCCGCAACCUCUGGUCGACAUACUACAAGCGUAUCAUGUGGCUGGACAAGUUUAGCCAGUACAUGAUCCCCAUCCAGCACAGGCUGUACUAUAUCGUCCUCUCGCUCGCCCGCUUCAACCUCUACGUCCUGAGCUACAUGCACUUGUUCGGCAAAAAGGUAAAGCACGACUUUUUCUGGAAGUACGAGCUGUCGGGACUCGCAUUCUUUUGGCUCUACUAUGGCUCCAUGCUCCGUUCCCUCCCCACAUGGGGCAUGGUCUUUGGCUACCUUGUCGUGUCGCACGUGUGCGCGUCGCCCGUCCACGUCCAGAUUGUGCUUUCUCACUUUGCCUGCUCGACAGACGACCUCGGCCCACUGGAAUCGUUCCCGUCCCGCCAACUCCGCACGACCAUGGACGUGGUCUGUGGCGAAGACAUUGAGUUUGUCCACGGCGGCCUCCACCUCCAGGUCACCCACCACCUCUUCCCGCGCCUGCCCAGGCAUAACCUCCGCAAGGCGUCGUUGCUCGUCAAGGACUAUUGCAAGGCCUACGACAUCGAGUAUAUGGAACACGGCUGGCUCGACGGUAACCGCCAGGUUCUCGACACGCUGCGCGACGUCGCCAACCAGCUCGCCAUCCUCAAACAGGUGGCCGACAAGGAAAUCGCAGAGAAGAUGCACUAG